Messenger RNA from Ceratina calcarata, 2240 nucleotides. It is a transcript of the gene sigmar, whose product is annotated as Tumor necrosis factor alpha-induced protein 8-like protein sigmar. Gene Ontology annotation, biological process: regulation of apoptotic process. Lineage: Eukaryota; Metazoa; Arthropoda; Insecta; Hymenoptera; Apidae. Gene Ontology annotation, cellular component: cytoplasm. The transcript has 5 exons. Bases 845 to 1708 code for a protein of 287 amino acids. The record is from RefSeq and is a predicted model, not a curated record.
GAAUCUAUAAUAACAAAUUCAACAUGCUAGCAUUGUUUAAGUACAUAGUCUACACAUCCUUAAACAAUCGAUACAAAACACCUAGUCAAUCGAUAAAUCGCGAUCGAACUCAGCGCAAACAAAUAAAUAUAGCAGAAAUGCUAUAUACAAAAAUCUUUUAAAUUCCGGAUACUUCUUUUACGCAAUGAAUGCAAAAGCUGCCUUUUGGACUUUCCUCAAAUUGUAUUCUGUCUGCAAAUUACAUCUUAGGUGCAUAAAUCGAUAAUUUCGCACGUUUCGUACAGGGUUUGGAUCGAAUUUUGAAAGGAGAGUUUGUCACAUGAGGUGCAAAAAAAGUCCGUCGAAUAUUUAAAGGAGGAACGCGUGACCUUUGUGGACAGGGCACGAUUCGUCUCGUAACUUUGUCCGUAGGAGCACGUGCUCGCACACGAUACAUGCUUACUCGCGUACACGUACAGUGCGUGCACGUAUAGCUGAACACAUCGAUCGGAAGAGGCAGGUGGUGGGUAUAUUCUCAGACAAGAUGCUCGGUUUAACAAGGCGGCCAGUUGCACAGCUGUUCCUUAUGACAGCUGCAUCUUCCGAAAUGAAAAGAAAGAACGUUGAGGAAAUCGAGGGGAGACGAUGGAGCGGAGGGGUCGAGCCCCUCGAUCCGAAAUCGUUUACGAUGCCGAGUACCCAUUUGCUGUUUGAACUGUUUCACUAAGGAAAAUAAUUGAUUUAACGUCUACAUUGUUACAAAAACCACAGUCCAUUUCAUUUGCUUGUAUGUAACGCCGAGAGGCAAACGAGAAUGAGAGUCUCUGGCUUGCCUUGACGCUCCUUACAAAUCGAUCCAACUUUCAUGAAGCUAUAUAAUAUAUUAUACACGCAUCUAUGUAUAUACGAUUACCAUUAUACAACAAACCGCAACGCGCAUUACGUUUCGUUACCAGUGUUUGACCUCAUCAAGGCGCAAAUUACGCGAACGAGUGGCGUGGGGAACGGCAGUAAUGGAAUUGCAGAGCUGGCUGCUCUAUCAUCUUGUAGCCGUAACCGACUGCAAUCAAGAGGAAAGAGCAAUCUACAAAUGUUCGAUGUGAUGCAGUCGGCGACUACAUUGAACGGCGGAUCUUAUCCCGGUGCGGGAGGCACCGGAAGUCGGGCCCGCGAUUUAGGUCUCCGCGCCCAAAAAAAACUCCUCGGCCGAGUCGUAUCUACAGGAGCCGGAAGGUCGCUGUUGAUAGACGAUGCCACCACAUCUUUACUCGACAAUCUUUACAAACUCAUGGAAAGAGUAGCGAAGACCAACCCGGGUUUAGACAAGAAGCAGCCGGAAAAAGUUCUGAAGAACGUCGUCAAAUUAUCGAUCAAGGUGGGUCUACUUCAGCGUAAUCAGCAAUUGAACUCCGCCGACGACGCGAAACUGGUUGAAAUAAGGAGUGCGCUUAGAGCGGUGGCAAUGUCCGUCGUCUCGUUUUACGAGUUGGAGUUCAGUUUCGACAGGGGUUAUCUGGUGAAGUCGUUGGAACGAUGCAGGACCGCGAUACAGGCGCUGAUAAAGCCGCACCUCACGGAUAAAUCGCAAGACCGGUGCGAUCAGGUGUUCGAUUUCUUAACGCAUACGGAUUUCCUGGACUCCGUAUUCAGGCAGGACUCGGAGCAUAGACCCGUCCUCGGGAUGUUAGUCAGUGAUAUAAACAAGGCCUUGGAUGCUGGACAUCUUUGAUUCUAUUUGAAACUUCGUCUCGUUUCGAUUUCGGGACGAAUAUAUUUGCUGUAGUUAAGGGGACAGGCUUUUCCCAAUUAUUUUUCUUUGGAAAAGAUGCCUGCGCAAGAAGAAGGUUGCUGUCGGAGGUACAGCGUUUAUCACGAGAGUCGAUGGAAUUCACACAGUAGUGCUCACUAAUUUAUAUGCAAUAAUCGUGAAAUACUCUAUUUUAUUUCCGGAGGAGCAGCUGCGAUUCAAAGGCGACACGCUCUCCUGAUGUAUUGUUACGAUCAGCGUAUAUUUAUUUAUGCCACUCACGAGUUAGGAUAUACCAAAAAGAAACGAUGAGCUUAUUUAUACCCCGACUUAGGGCUUCUAGAGUAACGAUGGGUAGAAACAACUCUGUUAAUCCCGAAAAAACCGCGUGAAUAGAUAAUCUUCCACUUCUCAAAGACCUACACACACACACAUAUAUACACACACACACUCCGACGAGUGUAUAAAAACGGGUCGCCCUUUAUUUGCACGCGUAUUGUGCGCCUCGGUACAU